This is a messenger RNA of Nylanderia fulva, 1710 nucleotides long. The record is from RefSeq and is a predicted model, not a curated record. NCBI's taxonomy places the organism in Eukaryota, Metazoa, Arthropoda, Insecta, Hymenoptera, Formicidae.
UGAGCGCGCAUAGUUCUCGCGCCCAGGGAUCGUGAUACACGAUCCGCCGCACUCGGCUAUAUCGUCGAUCGCAUAGUCGUCAUUAUCAUCAUCGGCUGCGCCGUCGUGCAGUCAUCAUCGAGUCAUUGUAGCCGAGCGCGAAGAUCCGUGUCUCGACGCGAUCUAAAUCUCUUCUCAGACGCAACAGUGACGCGAGGUCAUUCUGAUAACUGCAAUAUUUAUAUAUAGAUAUAUGUGCACGUUUGCCGUUUGAUAAUACUAUCUAACUUUUAAUAACUUUUAACGUGCCAGUAACACAUCAUUCGCAUGCGAACGGUCAGUGUUGAAUUGUGAUCAGUGCGAAUGCCGACGAAGUUCCUCUUGGUCGUUGCGUGACUUGACAAUAAAUCAUCAACGGAGGAAUAACGAGAAUUUCACCAAGAUGACGAAUACUUUGAAUACUUUGGUCCAUCUGGUCAGUCUAGCGCUUUACGCCUUCACACUACACUAUGCCUUCACCAAAUUGUACUUUCCGUUCAAAAAAUUCGAAAAAUUCGAUCCUGGUCAAUUGAAGUACUUAACAAUAUGGGAUGUGAUUCUACAAGCCAUAUUCUUCUUAAUAUGUCUCUUGAACGAUUUCUACGGCACGAAUGCCGUAAAUCCAAAGAAACCACCCUUCGUACGAAAGUUGAAGGAUUAUUUCCAUGCGAGUAUCGGAUUUCCUGUCGCCAUGUUCGUUGGCGUGACCUUCUGGGCGUUGAUGUUCGUGGACCGUGAAUUAGUAUUACCGAAAGCAUUGGACCCGUACUUUCCAUGGUGGUUGAACCAUUUAAUGCACACGAUGAUUAUGGUGACGACCGUGUUUGAAAUGAUCGUCGCACCACGACAAUAUCCCAAGCGAUCUCGCGGUCUCGGAAUACUGGUGAGCUUCAUGCUCGUGUACUUAGUUUGGAUGCACAUAAUUUAUUACAAAAGCGGGAUCUGGGUGUAUCCUGUGAUGGAUGUGCUAACGCAGCCGCUACGGAUCCUGUUCUUCGCGGUGCUGUUAAUGUUUUGCACGAUUCUAUACUUCGUCGGGGAGAUGCUGAACAACAUCGUCUGGGGUAACGAACACACUAAGCAUAAAAAAUCUCAUGCCAAAUCCAAGUAGCCUCGCCCAAGCGGGUGAUCCCUAUAACCGGGUGAUGUGAAACCAUGUUCGCGUUCUUGCCUGCCGUCUCUUUGCGGUGGUGGUGAAUAAACCAGAAUGAAAUCUUCUUUCUUUUUUUUCUACACCUCCGUUGCAGCAUGCACGUAUAUUAUAUUAUUAUAUAUUAUUUAUCGAAAGUUAAACGUGUCUCAUUUUAGAAAAUCUUUGCGUUGUAUAUGUAUGUGCAUGCGAACAUAGCGCGCAUUUAUCAAGGUAUAACUAUGGUGAGGAUCGAACCGCGGUUAACCCGGCACGAUGGAGAUAACAUAUGUAAGUGAGCGAACGCAUGUGCAAGAUGCAAUGCAUUUCUAUGUGUGAUCACGGACAAGGGAGACUAAUUUCCUGUAAGGAUGUUCUUAUUUUUUUCUUUUUUUUCGCGCGCGCGCCAAAUCAAAACACGAUACACACGCACCUUUUUUCAUAUCAAUAUUCCCCCGUCCCCUACGACAAUACUUAUUUUUGUACUUUCGUAGAGCGAGCGAUCUUAUUAUAUUGUUGUGUUUCUCUACCAAUAAAAUAAAGUUAAUGUGGUGCACGGAAAA